GAGGAGGGGGAGGGGCGGAGCGAGCAACGACACCGCUUUCCUUUCCGAUAAAGAAGCAGCAGUGCGAUCGUCUGUGAGUGGAUCGGAUGGUGUGCUUCUUGCGAUGAGAUCUGCCGAUCAGUGGGGGGCCAUGGACGAGGAUCGUGCCGGGGAGCAGAUGAGACCUCUGCUGACUACGGGGCACGAUGAGGAAGCCGUAGUUGAUCUGGGGAAAACCAGCUCUACAGUUAACACCAACUUUGAGAAGGAAGAGCUAGAAAGGCACAGAGCUGUUUAUAUUGGUGUACAUGUUCCCCUUGGCAGACAGACUAGGAGAAGGCACAGACAUCGGGGCCACAAACAUCAUCGGAAAAGAAAGGAAAAAGAAGAAAAUGACAAAGAUGACGGCCGGGAAUCUCCAAAUUAUGAUACCCCAUCGCAGCGCGUGCAGUUUAUUCUGGGUACUGAGGAUGAUGAUGAAGAGCACAUACCACACGACCUCUUCACCGAGAUGGAUGAGCUUUGCGUUCGGGAUGGAGAGGAAUGUGAAUGGAAGGAGACUGCAAGAUGGCUGAAAUUUGAGGAAGAUGUUGAAGAUGGUGGAGAUCGAUGGAGUAAGCCUUACGUGGCCACACUUUCACUACACAGCCUCUUUGAAUUGAGAAGUUGCAUACUCAAUGGCACAGUGAUGUUGGACAUGAGAGCCAGCACCAUAGAGGAAAUUGCAGAUAUGGUGCUGGACAACAUGACAGCGUCAGGACAGCUGGAUGAUUCCAUGAGGGAAUGUGUCAGAGAAGCUCUCUUAAAAAGACAUCACCAUCAGAACGAGAAGAAGCUGAGUAACCGUAUCCCACUGGUGCGGUCCUUCGCUGACAUAGGCAAGAAACAUUCUGAUCCUCACUUGCUUGAACGAAACGGGGACGGCCUUUCAGCCUCCCGUAAUUCAUUGCGUGCUGAAUCUCGCUUAUCCCUUCUGCUCAAUUAUAUUCUGCCUCCCUCGAGAGUUGGAACCCCAGCUGGCUCCCGGCGUACAACCCCUGUACCAACCCCCCAAAACACCCCGCCUGGCAGCCCUAAAUUUGAUCGGCUGCCUUCCACGAGUUCUCAGCAGAGUGACUGGGUCCCAUUGAUGCAGCAGUGUACUGUUGAUGAUAUCCCCACCGUAAUAAUUCACCCACCUGAUGAGGAGGAUGAAAAUCGGGAAGCCUUGGACCCAAAGAAAGAAGACUUUCAUGAUUUUGAUCCAGGGCUGCUAUCUUCUCCACAGUCAACCCCUGCAAACCUGGACGCUAGUAGAUUAUCGGAGAUCAAGCGGAACGGAACCGGAGGAGGCAGCCAUGAAAAUAGCACAGUUGACUUUAGUAAGGAUUAUGACUCCUGGCACUGUAAUUGUGGCACGUUUGUAACGGGACGCAAGAGGUCGGCUGUUGACAUGAACUUUAUGAGGAAGAUCCCUGCUGGAGCUGAGGCAUCAAACGUUUUAGUGGGAGAAGUAGAGUUUUUAGAUCGGCCAAUCAUUGCCUUUGUGAGGUUGAGUCCGGCAGUCCUUCUGUCUGGACUCACAGAAGUACCAAUCCCAACUAGGUUUUUAUUUGUAUUAUUGGGUCCAAAUGGAAAAGCUGCUCAAUAUCAUGAAAUUGGAAGAUCAAUAGCUACUCUAAUGACUGAUGAGAUAUUCCAUGAUGUUGCCUACAAAGCGAAAGACAGAAAUGAUCUUUUAGCAGGAAUAGAUGAGUUCUUAGACCAAGUGACGGUCCUACCUCCUGGAGAGUGGGAUCCAACUAUACGCAUUGAGCCACCAAAAAGUGUUCCUUCUCAGGAAAAACGCAAAAUCCCAACCAUCCCAAAUGGUUCAACACCAACAGGUGAGACGUUAAAAGAGGAACAACACCAUGCUGGACCAGAGCUCCAAAGAACUGGAAGGCUUUUUGGUGGUUUGAUGCAUGACAUCAAAAGGAAAGCACCUUUUUUCUUGAGUGACUUCAAGGAUUCAUUAAGCCUGCAGUGCCUGGCCUCCGUUCUUUUCCUAUACUGUGCCUGUAUGUCUCCUGUAAUCACUUUUGGAGGUCUCCUGGGAGAAGCCACACAAAACAGAAUAAGUGCAAUAGAGUCUCUCUUAGGAGCAUCACUAACGGGCAUUGCCUAUUCUCUAUUUGCUGGACAACCCCUCACCAUAUUGGGAAGCACGGGACCUGUCUUAGUUUUUGAAAAGAUUCUUUUUAAGUUUUGCAAAGAUUACAAACUGUCCUACCUGCCUUUGCGCACUAGUAUCGGCUUGUGGACUGCGUUUCUCUGUUUAACAUUGGUGGCCACGGAUGCAAGCAGCUUGGUCUGUUAUAUUACACGGUUCACAGAAGAAGCAUUUGCUGCGCUCAUUUGCAUAAUCUUUAUUUACGAAGCGCUAGAGAAGCUGUACCACUUGGCAGAGAAAUAUGUUUUCAAUAUGCACAAUGAUCUCGACAUGCUGACAAAAUACUCGUGUGUUUGUGCAGAGCCAGUCAACCCUGACAACAAGACUCUGGCCUUCUGGAGUGGCAACAAUAUUACUGUCAGUGACAUGCAAUGGGAUAACCUCACUGUCUCCGAUUGUAUUGCACAUCAUGGCUCGUUUGUAGGUUCUGCCUGUGGUCAUCACGGUCCUUAUAUUCCCGAUGUUUUCUUCUGGUCCCUCAUCUUGUUCUUUACAACAUUCUAUCUCUCAUCUUUUCUGAAACAGUUCAAGACCAAAAAUUAUUUUCCCACCAAGGUGCGAUCUACAAUUAGUGAUUUUGCCAUCUUCCUCACAAUAGUCAUUAUGGUGGUCAUUGACUAUCUUGUAGGUGUUCCUUCUCCAAAGCUGCAUGUUCCUGAAAAAUUUGAGCCCACAUUAAAGGACCGAGGAUGGUUUAUAGGUCCUUUAGGAACGAAUCCUUGGUGGACUAUACCAGCUGCUGCUAUUCCAGCUCUGCUUUGCACCAUUCUAAUCUUCAUGGAUCAGCAAAUCACAGCUGUGAUCAUUAAUCGAAAAGAACACAAGCUGAAGAAAGGAUGUGGCUACCAUCUUGACUUGUUCAUGGUUGCUGUCAUGCUGGGUGUAUGCUCCUUAAUGGGACUGCCGUGGUUUGUAGCUGCAACUGUUCUAUCCAUCAGCCAUGUUAACAGCUUAAAAGUGGAAUCUGAAUGUUCUGCUCCAGGAGAGCAGCCAAAAUUCCUGGGAAUCAAAGAGCAGAGGGUGACAGGUCUUCUGAUCUUUGUUCUGAUGGGACUGUCUGUAUUUAUGACCUCUGUUUUAAAGUUUAUUCCAAUGCCGGUUCUGUAUGGCGUUUUUCUAUAUAUGGGAGCGUCUUCACUAAAGGGUAUUCAGUUCUUUGACCGGAUAAAGCUUUUUGGAAUGCCAGCCAAACAUCAGCCAGACCUCAUCUACCUGCGUUAUGUCCCCCUCUGGAAAGUGCAUGUGUUCACUGUCAUACAGCUCACUUGCCUGGUUCUUUUAUGGGUCAUCAAAGUAUCUCAAGCUGCUGUUGUGUUUCCCAUGAUGGUCCUUGCUCUGGUAUUUAUUCGUAAAUUAUUGGACUUCUGUUUCACCAAACGUGAGCUAAGCUGGUUGGAUGAUUUGAUGCCAGAAAGUAAAAAAAAGAAAGAGGAUGAUAAGAAGAAAAAGGAGAAAGAGGAAGCGGAGAGAAUGCGCCAGGUGGAAGACGGUGAUCAGUUGGCUUUUGAAGCCACGAAUCUUCUCCAGAUUCCAGUCAAAAGCUUAAAGUACAGCCUUGAUCCAUCAGUUGUAAACAUAUCAGAUGAGAUGGCAAAAACCGCACAAUGGAAGGCUCUUUCAAUGCAUCCUGAAAAUGAAAAAUUAUCCAAAUCUAACCAGAGCCCUGACAAACCAGUUAAUGUAAAAAUCACACUUGAUGAUGGCUCUCUCCGCAAGUACGUGGACGCCGAGACCUCUGUAUAGAACCAAAUCAAGAGGAGCGUAUGUGUUUUGUGUACGUCAACGAGAGAAUGAACGAAUGAAUGUACAUGUUUCCAAUGACUAUCAAACCAUCAAAGUGUGAAAACAUUUCCAAAAUACUGUGUGUGCACCUGAUAAAUUAUUAGCACUGUAAAUACUGUAUAGGAUCUAAAAUGGGCGGUAUCCAACUGUAAUAAUAUGCCACAGAAUGAUCACUCAGCAAUUAUUUAUUCAAUAGGAGUUUUUAUAGACUUUUUUUAAUUGAUUUUAUUGUAUAUUUAAUUAGCCUGUCAUUCAGCAAUACUGUUUAAAUACCUGCCGACUUUCCAUUUGUCAUUCCCAGAAUUUCCAUAGAAAUGUUUUCCCAUGUGGAUGUAUAUUUUUAAUGCUUUUUUUCGUAUAUAUUUUUAUAAGUUUCUGUAAUUUCAUAUGUCGCCCACUUCAUUUGCUAAAUCCAUUUACAGAAAUGCAUUAAGGGAAAAUUCUAGCAGACUAAAUAAACCUCCGUAACACAAAUAAAAUUACUCUUUUAAGAUAACCUCAUAAGGUUAUUGCGUCCUUCUAAAAAAAAAUGUAGAACACUUUAUCACUGCAACUGUACACUACGCUAUAGCCAACAAAACCCAUAGGUAUUAGCAUUGAGGAAUUUUAGUAACAUUAAAUUUAGAAAGUUUCUGAUCACCCAACCACACCCUGCAAUAUUCUUGGUAACUAAGGGGUUGAUUUACUAAAUCUGGUGCAGCUCUGCAUAGAAACCAGCUUGCAGGUUUUUGUUUUUUUGGUCAAAGCUUACUUGAACAACCUGAAGUUGAAGCCGAUUUUUCACUCUCCGGUUUUAGUAAACCAACCCCUAAUGUACAGCUUUUGUGUUGUCUUCAAAUGUAUGAAAAGUAUGCUUUCAGUAAAAAUAUAUAAAUUCUUAGCAUGGUCGAUAGAUUUCUUUAUCAGGCAGAAGUCCCUCCAAGUCCUUUUGCAGUUAGUUAUGCUAUGUAGACUGCUCAGGUGUUCUGUUGUAAUCGUAAGCAUCAAACGAUAGGUGUCUAAUGUCUAUGGGCUUAAAAGAAGCUAGGACGGAAAUACAGGGGCUGCCAUUUCUCAAUUGUUUUUGAAAAUUUAAAGUAGACCUAAAUUUAAGCAAUCUUGUCCUUCAAACAAUGCAAGACAGGUCAGUUGUAAAUUAUAUAUGUCAUUACUUACAGUAGAAGGAAAGUCUGAAAUCUCCCAAGGUUUAAAAUUUGCCCCCCCGCUUAUAUACAUGCUGCAUACUGUUCGUGUAAAUACCUUCACAUAAUCGCAUAGCUCCAGAUAUCUGUGUCAAUGAGUGGCUCAACAACAGGGCUGAAUUGCACCAAGCUUCGUCGCGUCACCCAAUGGCUUCCACUGCUCCCUGUUUGUUGACUGGGAAGAGAAUUGCCUUCAGCAAGACGAAGCUGUUCAUUGUUCGCAAAAAAUGUUAAAAGGUAUUUACACCUGAGGUUUUGUUGUAUGUAUAUAAGCAGAGGGAGGCAGCAUUUCAAACAUUGGUCUGUUGGCCUUUCCUUCUAUUUUAAUUACUGUAUUUUGCAGUGUCUCUUUUGUUCAUAAACAAUGACCUCUGAUGACCCUGUUCAUGCAAUUCAGUAAUUUAAGUGACAUUAAAGUAUCAUUUUUUUUUUAUAUAUAAUAUGUCAUACCUGCUCUGUGCAGUGGUUUUGCACAGAGCAGGCCUGAUCCUUAUCUGUUUGGGUCCCCUGCUGUCGCGCCUGGCUCCUCCUCUUUAGCCAGUGCCCCCAAUAGCAAGCCAUUGCUCUGGGGGCACUGGUGUGUAUGCUUUCUCCCGAGCUCCACUCUGAGUCCAUAAGACGCACAGAACCGCCCAACGCUUUCUCCUCAUUUGCUCACUGGAUGUGAUUGACAGUAGCAGCAGCCAAUGGCUCCCACUACUGUCUCAGCCAAUGAGGACUAAGACCUGGGAGAAUCUCAGAUCUCGUGGACAUCGCUGAAUCGAAAGGGAGCUCAGGUAAUUAUUCGGGGGUUGGCUGCCACUGCACGCAGGAGGUUUUUAUCUUCCUGCAUAGAAUGCAGGAAGGUGAAUAACCUUUAAAAACACUUUAUGAACAGGAGUGGAAGAGUAUGCUAUUGAACUUCUGAAGAAUGGAGUGUGCAUAGGCACCAAUGCAUGUUUGGAAGUGCACUGCUGCUUCCAAGAAUUACAUGUUAAGUCUUUUUUUUUUUUUCUGAUUUGCCACAUUAAAACAAAUGAUUUUUUUUUUUUUUAGCAUUCUUUAAUGAGUUUAGGUUCACUUUAAGCUUCAUUACUGUCAUUGUUUCCUUCAAUUUACUACUCGACGACCCAGAGUAAGCAUGUGCAUAUGCGGUAUCUCUAGAACAAAUUUUGCACAUGCUUUAAGAUCAGUGACCCACCACUUAAUGAAAACACAAGAACCAAAUCUGUUAAGCGAAGACAUAUGGAAGACCACUAGUAUGUUAAACAUAACGUUUGAUUGAGGCAGCCCCUGGAUUUUUUCUUAUCACAAGUUUAUUUCAAAGUGACAGGGUUACUCAACUCUUGUCAUACAACACUUUAAAGUGACUGUCUCUUUAUAAAAAAAAAAAGGUGCAGACAGCUAGAGUUGUAGGCACUUUUUCUGAUUAGAGCUGCCUGCUAGUAACUUUAUUCAUUUUUUUUUAUUAAAGUGAUUAAAGUCACUUUAAUGAGUUGUACUAAUAGGCAAUGCUAGCUAAACGUUCUGCCAUCAAGAUGCAACUGCAUUUUUAUUAAAUAUGUGUUCUCUGUAGAAAAUGCAGGUGUAAGUAAAGCUUGAUUCAUUUGUCACCACUGGGGACACCACAGACCUUCUGUGUAGUAGUACACCAGUCUUUAGUAGUGUACAGGUGGUGUAUUGUCUUCAUGGUGGUUUAUGUGUGAAUCCGUAGAUGCCAGAAUAUGUAUACAAGGCCUGGUACAUCAGGGCUCAUACAAGCCAUAAGUAAUUUAUAGUGAUUUGCUUAACUCUAGUUUACCAUGUAUUUCUUGGAUUUUCACAAAUCCAUACUUAACAGACACAUUAACAUUCUACAAUAUGAGGCUACUAAAAUGUCCCUUUAAAAUGCAGUGAUGACCUAUAUUGCUAUUUUCUAAAGCUUGAUGUGAGCCCAGGGCCCAUCUCAAUGACGUAACUCAGGUGUUUUGUGCAAUAUGCCGCAACAGUGCUUAGUAGGUCCCAGUAAAGGACCAUUUAUGAUUUCUUGCCAAAUUUGCUGCAAAAAAAAAAAAAAGUUGCUGUGGCAGUUUAAUUGUGCUGUUGUGUGAAAUUAUUUUGUAGGUUGCAUAGGAUGGUGCUGUGAAAUAUAUAUAGUACCCUGUCAGUUUAGCCAUGAUUGUUUUGUAUUUCAACUAAUGUGAGUUUGACAAUUUAAAGGGCUGUUUUUACUACAUUUGAGACAUUUUCCUUGACGUUUGAGCCUGACCAAUAAGUGCAUAUUCAUAAAGCAGUGAAUCUUCCUGGAGCAUGUGUUUUUAGGUGAUUGGCUCACGUUUAGAAAGUUUUGCGUAAGCCACAUUCACGGUUUUGUAAAUAUGCACCUAUGUUCUGCUUAAAUGCUUUCAUGCGGGAAACACCUCCCACUCCGUUUUAAAGCAUGGGGUUACUAUCUGAAUGAUGUAAAUUAGUUCAUCUAUUGUCCCUAGCACAAACCCUUAAUUGUUGAAAGGAAAUUUAGUUUGAAGGGAUGGUGAAUAUUCCAGUGUUGUAUCAUUCAUGCUUUAAAUAAUUAAGGCGAGCAACUGCCAUCCCUUGAAAUGGAUUUCAAGGUA
Messenger RNA from Rana temporaria (common frog), 7706 nucleotides. RefSeq names its product solute carrier family 4 member 7 (gene SLC4A7). The record is from RefSeq and is a predicted model, not a curated record. Gene Ontology annotation, cellular component: plasma membrane; basolateral plasma membrane; apical plasma membrane. The transcript is spliced from 27 exons. NCBI's taxonomy places the organism in Eukaryota, Metazoa, Chordata, Amphibia, Anura, Ranidae. Gene Ontology annotation, molecular function: monoatomic anion transmembrane transporter activity; sodium:bicarbonate symporter activity; solute:inorganic anion antiporter activity. Gene Ontology annotation, biological process: monoatomic anion transport; regulation of intracellular pH; transmembrane transport. The coding region runs from base 104 to 3913 and encodes 1269 amino acids.